This is a messenger RNA of Acytostelium subglobosum LB1, 471 nucleotides long. RefSeq lists its product as hypothetical. Bases 1 to 471 code for a protein of 156 amino acids. The transcript has a single exon. NCBI's taxonomy places the organism in Eukaryota, Evosea, Eumycetozoa, Acytosteliales, Acytosteliaceae. The record is from RefSeq and is a predicted model, not a curated record.
AUGUCCGGAUUUGAAAUUGAAAUAGAAGCACCAGGUUUACUCAUCAUUGAAGGAGAAUGCCAGGUGGACCAAGUCACUCAAAAGGGUGGAACGAUCAUAUUCGAGAACCAGACGAGCAUUUUGAUUAUCAAUGGCCAGUACAUAUCAAACCUUGGAGCCAUUAUCGUCUACAACGAUCCAUUGCCUGGUACCACUGCCUUGAUGAAUGUUUCUGGUGACAUCUCACUCACCAACUCAGAAAUCAAUAUCAACUUUGUCAAGACAUUGCCUGUCGCCAACCAACAAUUCAAUCUGAUCAAAGGAUUUGGCAACUUUGAUUACGAGAAUGUGGCGACCAAUGGAUCUUGGAGCAUGGACAACACAAACGUUGACACGUACAAAGUUGUUCGCAUGGCCGACAACAUUGUUCUUACAUUCUAUCAGACAUGCACCAAGUAUCAAAACUGCUACGGACAUGGCAUGCAAUACUAA